Molecule: messenger RNA, 7081 nt
Organism: Contarinia nasturtii (swede midge)
Lineage: Eukaryota; Metazoa; Arthropoda; Insecta; Diptera; Cecidomyiidae
Product: protein bunched, class 2/F/G isoform-like
Exons: 7
Coding region: 1854-5498 (1214 amino acids)
Biological process (GO): regulation of transcription by RNA polymerase II
Source: RefSeq, a predicted model, not a curated record
AUUUUUUUUGUUGAGAAUUGUCUUGUUUCAAUCACACAGUAUUGUUCAUAAUUUUAUAUAGGUGGUUCAGUUUUGAUUUAUCGCCUGCGAAAUAAAAACCGUAAACGAUAGCAUCGAUUGAAACGCGAAAAAAACGAGAAUAAACAGUGUUUCGAUGGCUAUUUAUUGAGUUUUUUUUAUGGAUUAAAGUUUCGUGUUCGAAAUUCGAUUUGCAACCUCACCAAGAAUUUUUUUUCCUUUCUUUUCGUGUGAUUUUCUCUGUAUUCAUUCAAGUGUGAGUGAAUAUUUUUUGUUGUUAUUGACCAAUUGAAGUGCAUAUAGGAAGAAAGAAUUCGUGUUAAGAAGUUAUUUUUUUUUCCUGAUUACUGAUUUGGAGUUUUUAAAAUGUGCGCAUCGUUCUACAUACAUCGUCACAUUUGCAAGACAUAGAAAUAAAAAUUGUUAUGGGAAUAUGAUUGUGGUCGAUUUUAAUAUAGAAAAAACUUCAAAGCAUAAAACUAUAUACAACACACCAAUUAAUAGUUGAACAUCUCGCUGUGCAGUGUGGAAAAUAAGAGUUUAGACAAGAAUGAAAAUCUUUUUUUCCUUCAAUUUCACGGUGGAAUUUUUUAUAUAGUGUAAACGAAGUGCAUUAUUACAGAAUUGAUUUGGCUUUAAGAAGAAGAAGUGUUUUGUUGCACCGUUUCAAAUAAGUCUGAUGAAAUUUCUUCUUGUGCAGUGAAUAAUACACAUUGAAAGAAUCGAAAUAAAAGUCAGUUUGCAACAACACAGAAUAAUUAACGCAAUACAGACGAAAAACAUAUAUCUUCAUUGAAUGUUUGUAUUUUCGUUUCUAUUUUAAUAAUAAUUCACGACGAUUUAUAUACGCUAUAAAAAUACGAUAAAUACAUUCUGAAAUUCAAUAUUUUAGUUUCGAUUCAGUUUGAACAUAUUUUCGAUCGGUUCGAUAUACUCUCUCUCUCUAUCUCUCUCUGUUUCUACCCUGUGCCUCGUGUAUGUGUCUGAGUGUGUUUGUGUAUUAAGUUUGUUUGCUUAAAUAAUACAAUAAUUUUUAUUUUGUUCUUCUUUAUUUGGUUUGGCUAAAGUGCAAUUUGCCAAAAAAAGAAUAGAUAAAAGAAGAAGAAGAAGAAAAAACGAAGUUUUGUAAUUUUGUGUUCAACGCAAUAUUAAGUGAGAUAGGCUGAAUCACGAAAACCCCAAUCUGAAAUCGAAUUAAAAGUUGAAUACCAUACAUACAACAAAAGGGUAAAACUGUGAAUAAAAAGAAGAAGAAGAAGAAGAACCCAUCAAGAAGAGAGAAAAAAACGAAUUCGAUAAAGAGAAAAAAAGAAGAAAAAAAAUCGAAAACGAAAAACAUUGCACAAAAAUCAUAGAACACAUACAUAAAUAUAAACGUAAAUUACGUCCACACACAUGCAAAUACAUUGACGUACAAGUACACAUGCAAAAAAACGGAUUCAGUUCAGUGCUCAUUCAGUGUGUCAUUGUUGUUGGUGCGAGUGUAUUUAUGUGUGUGAGAGAUAGUCUCGAAACAGUCACAAACAGUAACCGUAUACAGUGAGAGUGAGUGAAAGAGAGCGCGCGAUAGAGACAGUGAAAAACGUCAUAUUUCGUCACACAGCGACUGAGUUCACAUCGAUAUAGUGUGAGAAAGAGAGAACCCAAAGAGUGUGUAUCUGUGUUAAUAAUAUUGUUCGUGAGUGUGUGUUGAAGCGCAAUACGGUUCGUCAUUCUGUGUAGACAAGCAUUUCAGCUGACAUAAAAAAAGAAGCAGAACGAGAGAAAUAAAAAACGAAACACACAAGUAAACGACAACAACAAAAAAACCUACUAGCAAGCGUUGAAGCCAAACUAUGUCUUCUUCGCAAACCAAUGCAACAGCAGUAAAUCAUCAUCAUCAUCAACAUCGAAAUAAUAAUAAAGCCAAUGCAAAAGUCGUACAGAAAACGACUAGCGAAAGUCUCCGGUUAUCAAUGAAUAGCAAUUGUAUUGACGGUGGUAAUGUGGUGGCAAAUGGAAAUACAAACAGCAGUAGUGGUUUAACUACAAACGUUGUCGGUUCAAUAUUGAAUUCAGCCCAACAUCAACAAAUUGUUUUACCCCCAUCAUCAGCAACGCUAUUAAUGACAAACAAUGGAAAAUUUCAAACAAAUUCCAGUGCAACAACGGCAGCCUACGUAAAUUUGCCCGAUAUUAAUAUGGAUUUGAAACCAAAAACAUCAUCAUAUCAAAUCACAUCGAUAACAGUUGGUACGAGAACGAGUGCCGAUGAAGAUUCAGCUGACGAUUUAGACGAAUCUCAUACGACAGACGAAAAUAGCCGAAUCACCGAUAUGGAAAAUGAAACGCCUAGCUAUUCAGAAGACUCAAAUAUGUAUUCAAAAGACGACGUAUUUGCAACGGCAUAUGCGCACGGUAUUCCAAUUAUGCAGAACAAUAUGUCAGCUGAUCUAACAAAUUGUGUGAAUAGUGGUAGUCAAGUUGGUGGUAAGAAAUUGCCAACGGACGUUCGUGUUAAUUGUGUUACGACCGCCACCGUGGAUAAAAACAAAGGUGUCGAAAUAAAAGGUAGUGAACGUUUUAAGGUUGUCAAAAUCGAAAGUAUUGAACCGUUUAAACGUGGCCGCUGGACGUGCAUGGAUUAUUUGGAUCAAUCGGCGAAACAAGUGCAAAUGAAUUUUGGUGGUAAUGGUAAAACGGUUGCAACGAAUGACAGUGGCGUUGUGCUUACCGAAACAUAUUCAGAUGCAACGACAACAACAAAACAAAAGAAACAAGGCAAAACGGUACAAACGGAUAUUUUGCCAAAUCAAAAUCAAAAUACGGUGCCAGCCGCUGCUCAUUUAAUUUCUGGCCAAAGUGCACCGUGUGCAGCAACACCGAACAUAACGAAUGAAAAUACGUCACCGGGUCAAACAUUGCAACAACCAUUGCAAAAUAAUUUUGUUGUGAAUAAUCAAAAUAUUCAGGCAGCGCCUGUUCUACAACAACCAAAUAAUUUGCAACAAGAAGUUCACCAACAACAACAACAACAACAGCCACCACAACAGCAACAGCCACAACAGCAACAGCCACAACAGCAACAGCCACAACAGCCACAACAGCAGCAACCGCAGCAACAACAACAGCCACAACAACAUCAAACACAACCUGUGAACUCUUUUCAUCACCCAGUCGGUGCACAUAAUGUGCAACAAGGCCAAAGCCUACCACCCCAAAUAAUGUCACAUGUAAUACCUCAAAUGCAACAAAAUCAUCAAAUCCAAGGCACACAAAACGCUGUACCACAUCAAAUGGCUGUUUCACAUGGACAAUUACCAAACUUCCAACAGCAACAACAACAACCGCCACCACAGCAACAGCAACAACAAUAUUCAAAUACGUCAAUGGGCGGCAGUCAAAGUGCCCACAAUACACAAACAAUUCCAAUGCAACAAAUUCACGAAAUUCAUCAAUACCAACAACAAUAUCAAAAUAAUCUACAAAAUCAACAGCAACAAGCUGCCCAGCAAUACUAUAGCCAAAUAGCCACAGCCGAUAACACAAACAAUGUAUACCAAAAGCAGUCUCAACCAUUGCAACAACAACAACAACAGCAGCAACCACAAUAUCCAGCGCAAAUGCAACAAUUCUCUGGUCAAUACCAACAGCAAAUCCCAACAAAUCAACAACAAUUUCAAUCACAACCGGCCAUGCCAACGGCCCAACAAAUGCAAAUGCAAACACAACAGCCACAAGUUAGCUAUCCACAUGGUCAAACUCUACCAGCAAAUGCAUUGCAGGGAAUUGUAACGACUGGAACUCAUAUGGCUGGUCUUCCCAUCACAUCACAAAUACCCCCGACAAUGGUGAAUGUGUCACAUCAACAAGCUAUGAGCAUGGGCCAUUUACCAAACAACAUUGAACUGAAUAUGAAUAUGCCGCCGUCUGGAAUGAAUCCAAUGGCUGUCAAUCACUCUGGAUUUAUUCCACAGCAGCAGCCCGUUCCACAUUCACAGCAACAAGCCCAAAUGCAUUCACAGCCAGCGUCCGUUAGCAGUUCAAUGCAUAUUCAGCCAACAAAUCAAAGUUAUGCAAACCAAAAUCAAACGAUAAACGCCAGUAACGUUGCUGCCGUGCCAUAUUCGAUAGCAAUGCAAGCAACGCAUGAUACAAGCGUCUUGCAACAGGCAACCAGUCAAAUGAAUAAUGUAAAUCUUCAGACGAAUUAUGCGAACUCAACAACGAUACCCACACAACCCACGACAAUUGUUCAACAAACCCAACCCGUUCUAGUGCAACCAAUUCAAGCAACAGUCGUUACAAAUCCGAACCGAAAUAAUGUGAUAUACAGUGAAGCAGGAACAGCUGCGCAAAAUCUAAGUAACGUGAUUACAUCGUCUUCAUCGACAAUUGCGCCAGUUGUAAGCAACGCGAACAAUGUAAAUGCGAAUAUAUCGGUCGCGAAUGCGAAUACGAACAAUGACCCAGACACGGUUUCUGUUGAUGGACCAACAAAAAUGCCAGUAGUCAACGCAACUGCAGCAGCCACCGAUGACGGGCAAUCGGUCGACGAGAGUGAAAGCAGUAAUUCGAAUGAGAUAGAAUCUCAAUUCUUUGUUCUACCGUUAAAUGAAAUCACAUUAGAACCGAGAGAAAAUGUUUAUACAAAUAUGGUAAUACAAAAUCCAUUAGAAAUUCCCACAAAUUUAGCAACAGUCACAAAUGCAGCAAAUGAAUUGCCACCAUACACUAAUUAUGUUGCACAAAGUAUGGAUUAUAAUAUGUAUCGAUCAGGCUCUCAACCAUUGCCAUCAUCAUCGUAUACAACACAAUCGUUAACAACCCCAAUAAAAGGUAUCAUUCCAAGAUUGCAACGCGAAGAAUCGGAAUGUAUUCCAAUACCUGGUCGCGCACAAAGUCAUGAUGAUAUUCGUAUGAUAGGCAGUGGCAGCGGUUAUAAUUCACCGAUUUCGAAUUAUUGCAUUAGCCCGAAUAGUCCACGCGGACAAUAUAUGUAUGGUUGUUCGCCGGUCGGAAUGAACGCAUCACCACCGAUCAAUUACAAUAAUUCGUAUCUUUCGACAAGAGGUGGUCUCACCGUUGCACGUCGUGCACUCAGUCGAGCCACAUCACCACUGUCAAGCAGUGUACCAAGCAACACCUACAUCACCAAUGCACAAAAAUUCAGUUCCAGUUCAAACAACCGAAACAUUGCUGCCAGUAGUAACAAUUGCAGCAGCGCUUCUGGAACCAGUGCAGUUGCAAUUGACAAUAAGAUCGAACAAGCAAUGGAUCUUGUAAAAUCGCAUUUAAUGUUCGCUGUGCGCGAAGAAGUCGAAGUACUCAAGGAGAAAAUAUCCGAAUUGAUGGAUCGGAUAAAUCAGCUUGAAGUUGAAAAUACGAUAUUGAAGGCGAAUGCAUCGCAAGAGACUUUAACAAAAUUGACAACGGCCGCACCAACCAAAACAACACAUACUGCGACCAACUCAAACCCAUCAAAUGGACCAAUUUCAUAAGCCGUGUUCAUAGCACAAAUGCACAAUAUCAUAAACAUACUCUCACACGAAAACAAUGGGACAAACAAUUCUUAAUUGAUGCGCCAAAUCAACAAAAAAAUAUCUAUAUAUAAAUAUGCGCUUUCGUCGUUUUUCCCCUUUCUCUUCGCCGAAAAAUAUCUAUCAAAAUGAAUGAAUGAGAAAUGAUUUAUCGCAAAUUGUACUAGAAAAAUCCAAACACACCAUUUGCAAACAAUGUUAACGAAUGCUCGACUUAGAAAAAUGAUCACUGCUUUCGAUUGAAUUGCGAACGUUGAGAUUUUAAUUUGCAUCAGCGGAACAAAACCACCAUCAUCAUCAUGAGAAUUAUAUUUUUUUAAGUUUUUCGGCUUUUUUUGGUGCAACAAAAGAAUAUUUGCGAUAACAUAACAAAAAAACAACACAUUUGCUUUUGUAUCAUUCACAACUGAAAACAUUCGCAUAUCCAUUGAAGCAACAUAGGCAUUGAAUGAACAAGCAAAUAUAUUUGAUAAUUUUUUUUUGUGAUAAUUUCUCCAACAAAAAUUGAAGAUUUUUAAAUGAACACGGCUGGACUUUGAUGAUGCCAGAGACAAAAAGACAUACACACAAACACAUUCACACAACAGUUCUCGACUAACAGGACGUGUGAUAAGCAGAAGAUAGGGAAAAUCUUUUGUGGUCGCCAAUUUUUUUUGUUCGGCUGGGUGUUUCACAUGCACACGCACACACACACACACACACAGCAGUGUUGGAUGUGCAGCAAAAAUUUAUACAUGGACGAUAUGUGGAUGACAUGAAUUCAGCUGCCACAAUCGAUCAGCAACAUUAUGCAGAAUACGUUCAACGUCUGACAAAAAGAUGGGAACGAUUCUAUUUUGCAAAUAAGAACCAACAAAAUGAUUAAAUAAAAAUGAACAUAAAUGAGAAAAAAAAAACAAUAUUUGAUUUGUAAAUUAUGAAAAUCCAAGAUAUAAAAAAAGAAACAAUAUAUUUAAUUGAGAUUGUAUUGUGAACACCUGAUCGACGUGUUAGACUGCAAUAAUAUAAAAUGUUGAUAGUUUAAUUACUACUAAAAACUUUCGCAAUAAGAUUCAAUAACUUAUUAUUUAAAAUGUAUAAUGAUAUUAAGAUUGAGAGCUAAUAGAAAGGAACCACAUCCGAAAAAAAUACAACAAAAUAAUAAAAAAAAAAAUUGAACAAACUACAUAAAAUGAACUGUAAUUCAUAUUAAAUAUAAUAUUACUACCAUUUUCUGACGAAUCUGACACAGUCUUACACACUCAAGCAGCAAAUAAUAUUGUAAAACUUUUAUGAAAACAAACAAAUAAGCAAAAUAAUAAUAGCACAUUCAUGCAAAUUUAAAAAAUCAUUUUUUUUUCUCUGUCCGAAGUCAUUAAAAAAAGAAUGAAGAAAAAAACAACACAUACAUAGAUUUAAUUUCUGUUAAAAUACUAUAUGUUACUGAUAAAUUAAUACUAUUUGAAAAAAAAAGAACAUAUUCUUUGUGAUGCAUUAGAAGUCAAUAAAAAAAUGAAGAAAAAAUCUGUAAAAAAUAUAUAUGUCUAUCUAAAAGUCCAAUCAGA